AUGGCUGAAAGAGAUGCUGCUAUUCAAGAAAGAAAUUUGGCCCUUUCCGAGAAAAAGACUGCCUUGGCUGAGCGAGACAUGGCUAUGCUACAACGAGAUUCAGCUAUUACUGAAAGAAAUAAUGCCAUUAUGGAGCGAGACAAUGCCAUUGCCACUCUUCAGUAUAGGGAGAACUCCAUGAAUAGUGGUAAUAUGUCUCCAUGUCCACCGGGAUGCCAGAUCGCACGUGGGGUGAAGCACAUGCAUCACCCGCAACAGCAUAUACAUCAUCAACCGCAAUUGGGCGAAGCUCCAUACAAUAACAAGGAUAUGCACAUAAAUGAUGCCAUCCCAAUGUCACCGGUUGCUCCGGAACCUGCAAAGUCCCGACGAACUAAACGAACAAAGGAGGUGAAGGCAACAACAUCCAACAAGAAGGCUUCAAAACCGUCAAAGAAGGUUAAAAGGGAAGGUGAGGACUUGAAUAAAACAAUGUUUGGUAAGUCACAUGAGUGGAAGGGUGGGCAGGAAAUGGGGGGUGGUGGCGGACAAUUGGGUUUAUCGAAGCCGGAUUGGAAAGAUCAAGACCUGGGACUGAACCAGGUUGCAUUUGAUGAUUCAACCAUGCCAGUGCCAGUUUGCUCAUGCACUGGAUUCCUAAGGCCGUGCUACAAAUGGGGAAAUGGAGGUUGGCAAUCUUCGUGCUGCACGACCACCAUGUCGAUGUAUCCACUGCCAGCAGUACCUAACAAGCGUCAUGCCCGAGUUGGUGGUCGGAAAAUGAGUGGGAGUGCAUUUAAUAAGCUGAUUAGCCGUCUCGCUGCAGAAGGCCAUGAUCUGUCGAAUCCAGUUGAUCUUAAGGACAACUGGGCAAAGCAUGGAACAAAUCGCUACAUCACCAUUAAGUAA
Molecule: messenger RNA, 888 nt
Organism: Ilex paraguariensis (yerba mate)
Lineage: Eukaryota; Viridiplantae; Streptophyta; Magnoliopsida; Aquifoliales; Aquifoliaceae
Source: the annotation of a GenBank genome assembly